UUCCAAACCACUAAAGUACAAAUCAACAAAAUCAUCAACUCUUACUCAUUACCACCUUAUUUCUGCAUUCAUUUCGCCGCUCGCUGCCAUGGAUAUUACGAUGAAUAGAAUGAGCAGUCCCUGUAGAGGUGACAAAGGAGAACGAGUUGAGAGUAUAUAAAACAAGGACCGGUUCAUUGGCUUUAAAUUUCCAGUAUCCUGAAUUAUAACUACGACAAUGGAGGAAAUUAAGAGCAGGUUUGAGGGGAAAUGGCAGUGUGUGAAAACAGAGAACAUUGAAUCGUUUCUGGAGGCUAUGGGUGUGAAUAUGAUUAAACGGAAGGCUGCCGCCCAAUUUAAGCCAACUCAGAUAAUUUCGGUAAAGGACGGGAAGGUGGAAAUCCUACGGAAACUGCCGAUCAAGGAAAUUCGACAAGAAUUCGUACUAGAUCAGGAGAAGGACAUUGUCGACGAUGAUCACAAAUUCAAGGCAAAGCUCACAUAUUCUGACGGAAAGAUAACAGUGGACUUAAAAUCGGCGGACGGUAAAUCUAAAGACAACGUCAUUGUACGAGAGAUAGAGGGAGAUAACCUCAUUGUAACGGCAAUAUGCAACGGAGUCACGGCCAAGUCAACAUUUAAGAAAUCCUAAUCUGGUGGACCAUUUAUUUUUUGUACUUGUGGUACUGAUGAUUUUUUUUUACUGGUAGUUAAUUUGUUUUUGUGCAACUAAUAAUAAAGACAUUAUCAGUUCG
This is a messenger RNA of Ostrea edulis (European flat oyster), 734 nucleotides long. RefSeq names its product fatty acid-binding protein homolog 6-like. The transcript has 4 exons. The record is from RefSeq and is a predicted model, not a curated record. Lineage: Eukaryota; Metazoa; Mollusca; Bivalvia; Ostreida; Ostreidae. Bases 218 to 631 code for a protein of 137 amino acids. Gene Ontology annotation, cellular component: nucleus; cytosol. Gene Ontology annotation, biological process: fatty acid transport. Gene Ontology annotation, molecular function: fatty acid binding.